Hibiscus syriacus is the source of this 1599-nucleotide messenger RNA. Its product is annotated as tubulin alpha chain. Gene Ontology annotation, cellular component: microtubule; cytoplasm. The record is from RefSeq and is a predicted model, not a curated record. Gene Ontology annotation, biological process: mitotic cell cycle; microtubule cytoskeleton organization. Lineage: Eukaryota; Viridiplantae; Streptophyta; Magnoliopsida; Malvales; Malvaceae. Bases 102 to 1454 code for a protein of 450 amino acids. The transcript is spliced from 4 exons. Gene Ontology annotation, molecular function: GTP binding; structural constituent of cytoskeleton.
CCUUUCAUUUCGCACACAACUCUAAUCACUUAUUCUCAAGAUCGUCUUCUUCCCUACUUUCCCUUUUGCUUUCGUCUUGUAUUCUUUUUCACUAACCAAAAAUGAGAGAGUGCAUUUCAGUACACAUUGGUCAAGCUGGUAUCCAAGUUGGUAACGCCUGUUGGGAGCUCUACUGUCUUGAACAUGGCAUUCAGCCUAAUGGUCAAAUGCCCGGUGACAAAACAGUCGGAGGUGGAGAUGAUGCUUUCAACACAUUCUUCAGUGAAACCGGCGCCGGCAAACAUGUCCCUCGUGCUGUCUUUUUGGAUCUGGAACCAACUGUUAUCGAUGAAGUUCGGACCGGGGAUUAUCGCCAAUUGUUCCACCCCGAACAGCUUAUCAGUGGCAAAGAAGAUGCUGCCAAUAAUUUUGCCCGAGGCCAUUAUACAAUUGGAAAGGAAAUAGUGGAUCUUUGCCUUGAUAGGAUCAGGAAGCUCGCAGAUAACUGCACUGGGCUUCAAGGAUUUUUGGUGUUCCAUGCUGUUGGUGGUGGAACAGGAUCAGGGCUUGGCUCUUUGCUUCUUGAGAGGCUUUCUGUGGACUAUGGCAAGAAAUCAAAACUUGGUUUCACUGUUUACCCUUCCCCUCAAGUCUCCACAUCUGUUGUAGAGCCUUAUAAUAGUGUUUUAUCCACUCAUUCUCUCCUGGAGCACACUGAUGUUGCUGUUCUCCUUGACAACGAAGCCAUCUACGAUAUUUGCCGAAGAUCUCUGGACAUCGAGAGGCCUACUUACACUAAUCUCAACAGGCUGGUAUCUCAGGUCAUUUCUUCCUUGACUGCAUCUUUGAGAUUCGAUGGUGCUUUGAAUGUUGAUGUGACUGAGUUCCAGACCAAUUUGGUCCCAUACCCUAGAAUCCAUUUCAUGUUGUCAUCAUAUGCCCCGGUGAUUUCAGCCGAAAAGGCCUACCAUGAGCAACUAUCGGUGGCCGAAAUCACAAAUAGUGCAUUUGAACCGUCUUCGAUGAUGGCCAAAUGCGAUCCGCGCCACGGGAAAUACAUGGCCUGCUGCUUGAUGUACAGAGGAGAUGUGGUGCCUAAAGAUGUGAAUGCUGCAGUGGCAACAAUCAAGACCAAAAGGACUAUCCAGUUUGUCGAUUGGUGUCCCACCGGGUUCAAGUGUGGCAUCAACUACCAGCCCCCGACCGUGGUGCCCGGUGGGGACUUGGCCAAGGUUCAAAGGGCGGUUUGCAUGAUUUCCAACUCCACAAGUGUUGCCGAAGUGUUCUCCAGGAUUGAUCACAAGUUUGAUCUGAUGUACGCCAAGCGGGCAUUUGUGCAUUGGUAUGUUGGUGAGGGAAUGGAGGAAGGUGAGUUUUCGGAAGCUCGAGAAGACUUAGCCGCUCUUGAGAAAGAUUAUGAAGAAGUUGGGUUGGAAUCUGGUGAAGGGGAUGAAGAUGAAGGGGAUGAGUAUUAGGCUAGAUUAUGUAGGGGUCUGCCAAUGGACUUAUUGGUCAGUCAAUUUGCUUCUGUUUUUUUUCCAUGUCUAUUGUAGUGUCCAAAUUCUCAACAAGUUUUAAUGUAUCUUUUCCUUUUUACCUUAAACUUGCAGUAAUUUUUCU